This is a messenger RNA of Sphenostylis stenocarpa, 2043 nucleotides long. The record is from the annotation of a GenBank genome assembly. NCBI's taxonomy places the organism in Eukaryota, Viridiplantae, Streptophyta, Magnoliopsida, Fabales, Fabaceae.
AUGGGACCCAGAUAUCUUAUGUAUGGAGACAUAUCUACUAAGGCAGCUCACAUGCUAUCACUUCCUAAGGUUUCAGAUUUCUUUACAAGGUUAAUACAAAGAGUUUCUCCAAAGAGUUACCAGCAGGCUUUUGGAGAAGUCUAUGUGACACAAAAGUUUCUAGAGAAUUUUUGCGGGGAUCAGGUUCGUUUCUUAGCAAGAUCAUUUGCAGUACCGGAAAUCAUCUUGGACAACAAAGUCAUGGUUUUCGUUGGCCCUAUGGUGGCAAUUAUUACUCCUUUUAAUUUUCCCUUAGAGAUUCCUGUUCUUCAAUUGAUGGGUGCACUCUAUAUGGGCAACAAACCAGUCCUUAAAGUUGAUAGCAAGGUGAGCAUUGUCAUGGAACAAAUGUUACGUCUGCUUCACACCUGUGGCUUACCUGUUGAAGAUGUAGACUUCAUAAAUUCUGACGGGAAGACAAUGAACAAACUGUUACUGGAGGCAAAUCCACGAAUGACCCUUUUUACUGGUAGUUCAAGAGUGGCUGAGAAGUUAGCCCUUGAUUUGAAGGGCCGUGUUAAAUUGGAAGAUGCUGGAUUUGACUGGAAAAUACUGGGUCCUGAUGUCCAUCAGGAAGAUUACACUGCGUGGGUGUGUGAUCAAGAUGCAUAUGCAUGCAGUGGUCAGAAAUGCUCUGCCCAAUCAUUAUUAUUUAUGCACGAGAACUGGUCUAAAACUUCCUUGCUAUCGAAGUUAAAAGAUCUUGCUGAAAGAAGAAAGUUGACAGACUUGACAAUUGGCCCAGUCCUCACAGUUACGACUGAUUCUAUGCUUGAACAUGUCAAUAAGUUGCUUGAGAUACCAGGAUCAAAGCUGCUCUUCGGAGGUCGACCUUUGGAGGAUCAUUCAAUUCCGUCUAUUUAUGGUGCUAUUAAACCAACAGCUGUUUAUGUUCCUCUUGAGGAAAUUAUGAAGGAUAACAAUUUUGAACUUGUGACAAAAGAAAUAUUCGGACCCUUCCAGAUUAUUACCGAUUACAAAAAUAGUCAACUAUCAGUUGUAUUGGAUGCUUUGGAAAGAAUGCAUAACCAUUUGACAGCUGCUGUAGUUUCGAAUGAUCCUUUAUUUGUGCAGGAAGUCAUUGGCAAGACGGUAAAUGGUACUACUUAUGCUGGUUUAAGAGCAAGGACAACCGGAGCUCCACAGAAUCAUUGGUUUGGACCCGCCGGUGAUCCUAGAGGUGCAGGAAUUGGUACUCCAGAGGCCAUAAAACUUAAUAUCCUUCGAAUUGCGCCUGUGCCUGUAUCAGAGAAACAGCUUCUUUGUAUAUGCAAGGGUAACACAGUGUACAAUGACCCUUUCCCGUAUCUUGCGCGGAGCCUUUGGCGCUGGAAUUUUGGUUACCGUCACAUGACACUGCAGUUGCUAAUCACAAUUUCUGAUCCAUGUGUAGCUUUGACAUCAACAGUUGCUUCAGUAGCCAAUAUGCUGAAUCUUGCAAUUUCAACCAUGACUUUGUUAGAGGUAAUCAAGGAUGCUUCAAUCAAUUCAAAACCGCUUGAUUUACCUUUGGAUUACCCAAUUGUUCUGAACCCAGAUAGUAUCUUACCCAAUUUAAAGCCAAAAGAUAUAGAUGAAUCUUCUUCAUCACUCAUAAAGCCCCUUAUCGGAUGGAAUGUUCCGCCAACUGAUGCUGAGAUCACUGACAUUAACAAAAAGUUCUUUACACAGCUGAAUGCUAAGUUCAUGAACACUAAUAAUUUGGAUAAGGGUGAGUUUAUUAGUAGUUUGAAGUCUUAUCUAGAAAACAUCAGGGACAAAGUAGGGGUUGUGAUUGAGGUCGAUACGUCCAGUAGUGAUUAUAACAGGAUUUUGAUUGAUAAGCUUGGAACAUUCGUGGGUAAAGAUGUUGCUGGCCUGGUAUUGAAUGGGUGUGUAUCUUUGGAGAUUUGGGACGUGAUUGAGGCUUUGAUUGUUAAUGUUACUAUUGAGCAUUCUUGCUAUUCAAACCUGAUUACCAAAUUAGUGGAAAAAAGAGGUCUUAUUUGCUCUGUUUGUGCAUAA